Apis cerana (Asiatic honeybee) is the source of this 1754-nucleotide messenger RNA. RefSeq names its product mitochondrial intermembrane space import and assembly protein 40-B. Lineage: Eukaryota; Metazoa; Arthropoda; Insecta; Hymenoptera; Apidae. Gene Ontology annotation, cellular component: mitochondrial intermembrane space. Gene Ontology annotation, molecular function: protein-disulfide reductase activity. The record is from RefSeq and is a predicted model, not a curated record. Gene Ontology annotation, biological process: protein import into mitochondrial intermembrane space.
AAUGUGGCUGCUCUCUACAAGAAAGGCAUGGUUGAAAUGCCGUAAUAUUUGUACGAAACAUCUUCAAACGUGCUUAAAUUCGUGAAUAUUAAAUGUGAGUCGGGAGUUGGUGUUAAGUGUACUAUGUAUUAUUUAGACGUUUCUCUGUUAGUACAUUUAAUUAGUUUUUAGAUUUUUAUUCAUGCACAUAACUUAACCUAAAUUUCGAGAACGAUCUAUGUGAAUAAAACUCAAAGUAAACAGUUAAAUAUACGAUUAGUUAAAUAUAUAUACUUUAAAGUACAUUGUUUCAAGAUAAUAUUAUCUUUUUCUUUCAUAAUUUUAUGUUUUUAUGAUUACGUAAAAUUCGUAGUUUCCUACGUAAUAAGUCUUCAUUUGCAAUUUUUACACUAUUUAUCAUAUAUUUUUAUAUAACAGUUAAUAUUACCACAUAAUCCUGGUCUUGAAGUGUCAAGAGUUUAUUUAAAGAAAAACAUUCUUGAGUCGAUAAAACAAUUAUUUGGUGAAGAAGGAACUAAGUAUACUAUUGAUAUCCUGAAAUAUAAUCCAAAAGAACUUAGAUGUGUUUUAAGGUGCACUGACGAUUGUUAUGUACGUUUAAGAGCAGCAUUAACGUUAAGUGAAAAAUACGAAGGACAACCUUGCACUUAUAUUAUUCAUCGUGCUUCACCAAAUUUAUUAUCAUUUUGUGCUGAUAGUAGGAAUUAUAAACAUUAAAAUAUAAAGAUUCCGGACGUAAAAAUAACUUAAGUUUGAAGAAAAAAACCAACUUAAUUCACUUACAUCAUUUUUUAAAAGGAAAAUAUUGAUUUUUUUGUUUUAUAUUAAUUUUUUUUAUUAAUUAUUCAACAAUGCCAUUCGUUCAUAAGGAAGGUAAAGAUACUAUAAUCUUUGCUUCGAAGGAAGAUCAUGCAACACCUAGUAAAAUAGAUCUUCCAGAACCAGAACCAAGUCCUGGUCUCUUGUUAGCAAGUGGAGAAAUCAAUUGGAAUUGUCCAUGUUUAGGAGGUAUGGCUACUGGACCAUGUGGUUUGGAAUUUCGAGAGGCCUUCUCUUGUUUUCAUUAUUCAACUGCAGAACCAAAAGGUUCAGAUUGUUAUGAUGCAUUUAAAACUAUGCAAUCAUGUAUGGUGCAAUAUCCAGCAUUAUAUGGAAAGAAAGGAGCGUCUUUAGAUGAUUUAGAUGAUGAAGAAGAUCCAAUGGAUGAACAUAAAAAAAAAUUAGAAAAUGAAAACAAAGUCACGCAUUUAGAAUCAAAAGUAAAAGAAGUUCCUCACAGUUCUAGUAUCGAAACAGGAAUAGAACAAACUAAUAAAUGAAUUAAAUGAAUGAUUGUUUGUUUGUCAGUAAAUAAAUAAUUAAUGCAUUUGCAUUACAAAGUUAGAGUAAAUUUUUACUAGAAUUUAAUAAAAUAGAAUUUAGUUCUUCUAAAGUUUUUACAAGAAACAGGUUGUGCAAGAAAGCAUUUUUGAAAUAAAAUAUCUUUAAAUAUUGUUUUCCCGUUAUUUUGUUGUCAAUUUUUAGAAUCGAUACGCAUGGUAUUUAGAUUAUAUUAUUAAUGAAUUAAAUUAAAAUUAAAAUUUAAAUCUCAUAAUCUUACAAUGAUUAUUUUUAUUCAAAGAACAGAGUGAUGCUCAAACGUAUUAAAAUUAAUAUUUUUUUUUUAUUUCUCAUUUUUUUCCUUUGUAUUUCAGUUGAUUGAUGGUGAUAUACUGUAUAGUUGUAAUUAAUAAAUUAUUCCAUAAAUUAAUAAA